UGAUUAUGUAGGUUACUUUGUCCUAUCAUUUUGUUACUUGAGGUAACCAAUUUAAAGAUGUAUUAUCUUAUUAUGCAUCAGACCCUUGCUGCCACACACAUGGAAGAUAAUGAACUCACAGAAAGCAUGCAAAAGCUACUUGUCGUUAUGCAGAGGCUAGACCAGAAAAUUGGUCCAAUGUUGGAUGAGGACGGAGAGCUUUUCAACAAAAGGUGGGGUUAUCUUUCGCGUGCAGGUCUGUGGGAUAAAAGCCACUUGAUGCGUCAAAUUGAGAAAUAUGCUGAUAUUUAUACCUCCAGAGUUUCAAACUUCCUCCACUAUACACCUUUCAUGUAUUUCCGUGCUCAAGAACAGAAUCUCGCCCAUGAUUCAUACACAUUUGACCAUCUACGGCGUGAUAAUUAACAGGAGUGGCGAAGUCUCAUUGUAGCUCUAUGGCUAGUUCUCAUUGUUGUAUAUUAGAUGCUAAAUUUGUCAUCGGCUCUCCUCCACCCUUGUACUCCAACCCCACACCUGCUUCAACUUGCUGUUGCAGGAAUCCAGUAUCAGCUAUCGAAUGGCAUAGCUAUGUAAUUGUACAAGUGAACAACUGAGACAGUCAUAAUAAUCACUAGAAAAACCUAAUUCAUCAAAGCCGUCUUGCCAGUUCAUCAUAUUGACUUAUGUUUUAGUGAAAUGUAGUUUUCUCUUUGACGUUCUCACUGCAUCUGUGUUUACUACUCAGAAGACUUUUUUGGAUUUGAGAACUUGCCAGAUUCUAUUUUAAUAAUAUCAAUGUCGACAUUGUUGGUU
Molecule: messenger RNA, 792 nt
Organism: Nicotiana tabacum (common tobacco)
Lineage: Eukaryota; Viridiplantae; Streptophyta; Magnoliopsida; Solanales; Solanaceae
Source: RefSeq, a predicted model, not a curated record